Molecule: messenger RNA, 2897 nt
Organism: Cyprinodon variegatus (sheepshead minnow)
Lineage: Eukaryota; Metazoa; Chordata; Actinopteri; Cyprinodontiformes; Cyprinodontidae
Gene: ghdc
Product: GH3 domain containing
Exons: 11
Coding region: 802-2694 (630 amino acids)
Cellular component (GO): cytoplasm
Molecular function (GO): acid-amino acid ligase activity
Source: RefSeq, a predicted model, not a curated record
GUAACAAUCAACAUAUACCAAACCGAACCGAAAACCGUGACCACGAAACCGUGAACUGAACCGUGGAUUUUGUGAACCGUUCCACCCGUACUCCCUCCUGUAUAAACCCUGUUAUAAUUCAAUUCCAUCAUUCUUCUCGUGCUUAUGGCAGGUGUUAUGCCGAAAGGUGCAGGCCUGACGAGAUAUGCAUCCCCAGUCGCGGGAGCGCGCCUCGCUCUGUACAACUGCAUAUCGACCAGGAAAACGGAUUGUAAUAUGACCAACGGAGCUACUUGUUGUUAUAUUAAUUAUAUAAAGACAUUUAAACAAAGCUCAGGGGGCUUUUAUGGCAGGUGUCGAAUAUCACGUCUGUUUGCUCAUGUCGUCAGGAUGGCCGAGCGGUCUAAGGCGCUACGUUCAGGUCGUAGUCUCCCCUGGAGGCGUGGGUUCGAAUCCCACUUCUGACAACAUUUUUUAUUAUUAAUCGUUCAUUUUUUUUCCAAUAGUACCAUAAAUGUAUCUACAUUUGAACUAGAACCAAUUGUAAUGUAAUGUGUUUAUUUGAGCAGUAAACAGAUUUCGAUCACAAACCACAGCACAUUUUUAUUAGUUCCUAUUGAUAUUUUUCAUUGGCUGUGCGAAACGAUUGAGUUAAAGCGUUAACCAGUCAGCGAGGCGAACAUCAGCCAAACACGGAAGCUGUUCAUUGCUUCUAGUGGACGUCAAAGUUCCCACUUCCUGCAAACAGAUGCAAAAUAAACGUUGUUUUUGUUUACAUCGUGAAAAAAAAUAAGAGUUUCGGAGCCUUUUUUCCUGUUAUAAAUGGGUUGUUCGUGGAUUGGCGUCGCAGUUCCGCUUUGUUUUGCGGUUUUAUCCAUAGCUGUCAGCAUUAACAGACAAACGUUGGCCAUGCCGCCGCCUUUACCCGCUGCGGUCGGCGUCCUCUCUCUGGCCGGGAUGGCGCUCCUUUGGAGGGACAUUAGCUCCAAGGUGAAGGGAGACAAGCGGACGUUUGGCAGUCUGUUAAGCCAAUAUGUGGCGGUGAAGGCUGUGGGUUGGCUCGGCAGGCGACAGCGAAAGAAACUGGAAGCAGAUACGCUGAAGGUGACGGAGGUCCAGGAGGAGACUCUACUGAAGAGACUGCGUAAAAAUGCGGAUACUUUCUAUGGAAGAAAGUACGACUUCCGCUCAAUAAACGACGCUGCUGGCUUCCGAGCGCGUCACCCCCUCACCACGUACAGCCACUAUCGAGAGCUUAUUGAACUCAUUGCAGCUGGAGAAGAAAGGGUCAUUAUUGCUGAGAAGCCCCUUAUUCUGGCCAUGACAUCUGGGACAUCAGGACCCAGCGCUAUGCUUUUGAGCACCAAGGACACAAACACAGAGUUCUUCCUGCAGGGGGUGGCUGUUUGUUUAGAAGCUAUGCGGAAGGCUUUCCCUGAGUCUGACAGCCUUCAGCGCACCACCAAAUUCUUCUACACCCCCACAUUUCGUCAGUCAGAGGCCGGCAUUCCCAUCGGACCAAACUCUUCCACUCCAGCCUCUUCACGACACAUGCUCAACCUCUACACCACUCCUGCUCCUGCCUUUGAGGUUCCCAGUGAGAGGGACACUUUAUAUCUGCAUCUUCUGUUUGCACUGAAAGACCCCAGUGUGGGAACCUUGGAGUCCAACUUUGCUUCUACAGUCUUCUAUGCUUUCACCGCCCUUCAGGAUCGCUGGCAGGAGCUGGUAGAGGACAUUGAGCGUGGGACAAUCAGCAGCGCCUUGUCUCUGGAGCCCAAAGUGAGGACAAGACUCGAAGGUCUAAUGAAACCAGAUGCAGAGAGGGCUGGUCAGCUUCGGGCUCACUUCCAGGAGGGUUUUGAGGGGAUCGCCCUGCGGCUGUGGCCUCACCUUAACCUGGUUCUGGCAGUGGAUUCAGGCUCCAAUCAAAUCUAUGGUGAAAUGUUGAGGGAGCAUUACUGCAAAGGAGUCCCUUUCUAUUCCCCCUUCUAUGCUGCUACAGAAGGUCUGAUAGGAGUAAACCUGUGGCCUCAGGAGGAGAGCAGACGUUACCUGCUUUGUCCACGCUCCAUGUUCUGCGAGUUCCUGCCAGAAAACAGCCUGGAUGAGGAGAAUCCUCAAACAUUACUGAUGGAGGAGGUGAAGGAAGGUGAAAGCUACGAGCUUGUUAUCACCAACGCUUCUGGGCUUUUCAGAUAUCGUAUUGGAGAUAUUGUGAAAGUCACUGGAUUUCAUAACCAUUGUCCCAUUGUGGAGUUUCAGUACAGACGGGGUCAGAUGCUGAACGUUCGAGGUGAGAAAGUCUCUGAGGCGUUGUUCCUCGGGGCGUUGAAGAAAGCCGUUGCUCAGUGGCCCGGAGCUCAGCUGGUGGACUACUCUUGUGCAGAGAGUGGCAUCUUGGGUGAUUCAAUAGGAGGCUCAGACCCUCAUUAUCAAGUGUUUAUUGAGCUUAAAGGGGUGAGAAAUCUAACAGAGGAACAGAGAUAUAAGCUGGACAUCUGUCUCCAGAAGGACUCUGCUGUCUACAAGUCAUUUCGGAUAAAAGGCAGUAUUGGCCCAAUGCGGGUGCAGCUGGUGUCAGAGGGGGCGUUCAAGGAGCUUCGGAAGCAGAUGAUGGCCUACACGAACACAUCAGCCAACACUUUCAAAAUGCAUCGUGUGCUGCGGCGGAAAGAAUACGCACAGUUCCUGUUGGGAAAAACAGUUUCCUAAAGAUAGACAUGAAAAAGAAGCUGUAUAGAUGCACUGGCCAGGGAUUGAUCCCAGGAUUAAUACACUGUGCAUUUGGCAUGGUUUAAAUACAAAAUUACAACUAUGUAUUUAUUAAAAAAAACAACAUUCUUUGGAAAAGUAUUCCAAGGAGUCAAUAUUUGAUCAUUGGAUUUUUUUUACUGCCUUAUUUCUGUCUUCAGGAA